GUCGCUGCCGCGCUUCAUGUUAUUGUGUUUGUAACGAAAAUGUGUUAAAUUUUCGAUUUGCUGAGCCCCGUUUUCGAAAACGAACGUCGCUACCAACGCCAACGUCAACGUCGCUGUUACCCGCUGUAAACAAGUGCAAUAUUAAUUAAGUGACGUCCUAUCGAGAGAGUGAUAUUUACACAAACACAUACAGAGACUGACAAAUGAUGUUAUAACAAAAACGACGAAGAGCACCAAAAAGCCACAAUAGACAACAAUUUGGGCUACCACUGUACUCGCAGCAAAGGCCAGCGCCAUGAAGCAGGAGCAGAAGAAGAAGAAGACGCAGCAGCAGCAACAACAAAUUCUGCUUGCUUUUAGCAUUUUAACAAUAUUCUGGCCACAGGCAAAUGGCGCCGAUUUGGUCAUCAGUGUGCCGAAUGCGAGCAGCAAUGACAAUGCCUUCUAUCGGAUCGACUACAGUCCGCCAUUUGGUUAUCCCGAACCGAAUACCACAAUUCCUGCCAGCGAAAUCGGACAGGAUAUCAAAUUGUCGCGAGUGCUGCCUGGCAGUGAAUACAACUUUUGGUUGUACUACACGAAUUCGACGCAUCGCGAGCUACUCACCUGGACGGUGAAUAUAACCACAGCACCCGAUCCGCCCGACAAUCUCAGCGUGCAGCUGCGUUCCAGCAAGAGUGCGUUAAUCACCUGGAAGCCGCCCAGCAUGGGCAAAUAUACGAGCUUUAAGAUUAAGGUUUUGGGUUUGACGGAACCGUCGCAUAGCGAAUACAAUCGCAGUUACUUGCUAGAUGGCAACGAUAUGCUGCAGCUAUCGGCCAAGGAACUAACACCGGGCGGCACGUAUCAGGUGCAGGCCUAUACCAUCUACCAGGGCAAGGAGUCGGUCGCCUACACCAGUCGCAAUUUCACCACAAAGCCCAAUACGCCCGGCAAGUUCAUCGUGUGGUUCCGCAACGAGACCACGCUCCUGGUGCUGUGGCAGCCGCCAUAUCCGGCGGGUCUCUACACCCACUACAAGGUCUCAAUCACGCCGGACGAUGCCAUCGAGAGUGUGCUGUAUGUGGAGCGCGAGGGUGAGCCACCCGGUCCCGCGCAGGCGGCCUUCAAGGGUCUGGUGCCGGGUCGCGCCUACAAUAUCUCUGUGCAGACCGUCUCCGAGAACGAGACGUCUGUGCCGACGACGGCACGUUAUCUAACCGUGCCGGAGCGACCCCUGAACGUGACCUUUGAUCCGCACUACACAACAACCGGCACGUUUCGGGUGCGUUGGGAGCCGCCUCGGACGUACAGUGAAUACGAUGGCUUCCAGAUAUCGAUAUCGCGGCGGGUAUUCACUGUGCCACGCACCGAGGCGAGCAGCGUGCACUUUGACUACCCCGAAGUGCUCGAGCCGGGCAAGAGUUACGAGGUGGUGGUGAAGACCAUGUCGGACAAUGUGAAUUCCUGGCCAGCGACCGCUGAGAUUACACUGCGUCCGCGUGCGGUAAGGAGCCUGAGAGGCUAUCUGGAUGAUCGCAGCAAUGCGGUGUAUCUCUCCUGGGAGCCAGCUGAGACCGGCAAGCAGGAUAGCUAUCGCAUUAGCUACCAUGAAAAGAUCAAUGGAUCGGAGGCGACACCAGCAACGACGCCGCAAAACGUUCAAACCGCGCAAACGGAAUACAAGCUGGAUGGAUUGCUGCCGGGACGACGCUACCACAUCGAAGUGCAGGCCCUGUCCAAUGGCAUCAGCUCGAAUGGGAGCAGCCUCACACGCGACACAAGGCCAGCGGCGCCCAUAAUUCAGGAGCUGCGCAGCAUUGCCCAGGGCCUGAACAUUAGCUGGCGGAGUGAUGUCAAUUCGCAGCAGGAUCGUUACGAGGUGCACUAUCAGCGCAACGGGACCAAUGAGGAGCGCACAAUUAGCACGAAUCGCACCAAUCUGACCAUCAAGUAUUUGCAUCCGGGCGCCGGCUACGCGAUCAAGGUCUAUGCGAUCAGUCAUGAAAUGCGCAGCGAGCCACAUUCCUAUUUCCAGGCAGUCUUUCCCAAACCACCACGGAAUCUCACACAGCGCACGGUGAACACAAAUCUGGUGCUGUUGCAUUGGCUGCCGCCGGAGGGCAGCGAUUACAAUGAAUACGCUGUGCGUUAUCGCACAGAUGCCUCCACCUGGCAGCGUCUGCCCAAUGUCCACGAGCCCCAGGCGCGCAUCGAGGACAUGCACUAUGGCGAACGUUAUCUGGUGCAGGUGAACAGCCUAAGCUUUGGCGUCGAGAGUCCCGCACCGUUGGAGCUGAACAUUACGAUGCCGCCGCAGCCCGUGUCGAAUGUGGUGCCGCUGGUCGAUUCACGCAAUCUUACGCUCGAGUGGCCCCGACCCGAUGGUCAUGUCGAUUACUAUACCAUUAAAUGGUGGUCGACGGAUGCGCCUCAGUUGGUCGAAUACAAGAACGUGACACAGCUGCCCGAAGAUCUCAGCUCGGCCAGCGUACGCAUACCCAUUGAUGAUCUGGCGCCGGGUCGACAGUACAAGUUCGAGGUACAGGCCAGUUCUAAUGCCAUACGCUCCGGCACCACGCAUUUGUCGACGCGCACGAUGCCGCUCAUCCAAUCGGAUGUGUUCAUCUCGAGUGCCAUGGACCAGCAGCAGGAUGCCGAUCAACACCAGCAGCCACAGACGCAGCCGCAGCAGCAGGAGGAGACCAGCAAUAGCAUAAUAUUGAACUACACGCCAACGCCCGAGUCGAGCACCCGUUUCGAUAUCUAUCGUUUCUCGCUGGGCGAUCCUUUGAUCAAGGACAAGGAGAAGCUGGCCAAUGAUACGGAGCGCAAGCUAAGCUUUACGGGUCUGACGCCCGGCCGUCUCUACAACAUAACCGUUUGGACGGUGAGCGGGGGCGUAGCCAGUCUACCCAUACAGCGUCUGUAUCGAUUGCAUCCGCUGCCCAUUGGCGAGCUGCAAGCGACGCAGCUGGACGCCAAAGAGAUAACGUUGCGCUGGACACCGCCAGCCGGCGAAUAUGCCGACUUUGAACUGCAGUAUCUGAGUCCCGAUGAGGAUGCGCCGGUACUGCUGCAGAAUUACACGACGGCAACACAGCUAACGCUGCAGCGCCUGCAGCCGUAUCACAAUUACACAUUCACCGUCUCGGUGCGAGCGGGCAGCGAACCGGGCAGCGCCAUGAUGCGCACCAGUGCACCAAUCUCGGCCAGCUAUGAAACGCUGCCAGCGGCGCCCGGUCGCGUCGAGUACUUCCAGCCAAACGAUGUGCAGCCCGGCGAGAUGAGCUUCGAGUGGCAACUGGCCGCCCAGGAGCGGCACGGUCCCAUCGAGCACUAUCGCAUCAGCUGCCAGAAUGUGGACGAUGUGGCGGAUGCCAGCAGCUAUGAGCUGCCGCCAAAUGCGACACAGGCACGCAUCGAUGGCCUGGUGCCCGGCAAUAGCUAUGUCUUUCGCAUACAGGCCAAAUCGGCGCUGGGCUAUGGCUAUGGGCUGGAGCGUGAGCAUCGCCAGCUGAUGCCCAUAUUGGCGCCGCCAUCACCACAGUCCCACAUAAUGCCCAUCGAGAUGGGGCACAGCAGCACAACGAUACAGAUACGAUUCCGUCAGAGCUAUUUUUCGAAUGCGCAUGGAAUGGUGCGCGGCUAUACGAUCAUUGUGGCCGAGGAUGUGGGCAAGAAUGCGUCCGGAUUGGAGAUGCCCAGCUGGCAGGAUGUGCAAUCGUAUACAGUGUGGCUGCCGUAUCAGGCGAUCGAACCGUAUAAUCCCUUUGGCAACGUCAGCCGUCUAAAAAGCAUCGGCGUUGAGGACUUCACCAUUGGCAGCGCCGGCUGUGACAAACAUCGUCCCGGCUACUGCAAUGGCCCGCUCAAAUCGGCUACAACAUAUCGGAUCAAGGUGCGCGCCUUCACCGAUGAGGAUAAGUUUACGGACACGGUGUACAGUGAACCAAUAACGACAGAUCGCGACGAUGUCCUGUGGCUGGCCAGCGCUCUCGCCAUAGCUGUAUUUGUGAUCUGCAUCAUCGCCAUUGUGGGCUACUAUCGCUAUCGGUGUCAGAGCAUACGACGUUCAGCCAAUAAGGUGGCUCGCAUGCAGGAUGAGUUGACUGCACUGCCAGAUGGUUAUAUAGUGCCCAAUCGGCCCAUUCAUGUGAAGGAUUUUGCUGAACAUUAUCGCCUGAUGGCCGCCGAUUCGGAUUUCCGUUUUAGCGAGGAGUUCGAGGAGCUGAAGCAUGUGGGUCGCGAACAGGCGUGCAGCUUUGCCGAUCUGCCCUGCAAUCGGCCCAAGAAUCGUUUCACCAACAUUCUGCCGUACGAUCAUUCGCGCUUCAAGCUGCAACCGGUGGACGAUGACGAUGGCUCCGACUAUAUCAAUGCCAACUAUAUGCCCGGUCACAAUUCGCCACGCGAAUUCAUUGUCACCCAGGGCCCCUUGCACUCGACGCGCGAGGAAUUCUGGCGCAUGUGCUGGGAGAGCAACUCCCGGGCGAUUGUCAUGCUGACGCGCUGCUUCGAGAAGGGACGCGAAAAGUGCGACCAAUACUGGCCCAUCGAUCGUGUGCCCAUCUUCUACGGUGACAUCAAAGUGCAACUGAUCACCGAUACGCAUUUUCGUGACUGGUCCAUAGCCGAGUUUAUGGUCUCCAGGAAUUGCGAAUCGCGGAUUAUGCGACACUUUCAUUUCACGACCUGGCCGGAUUUUGGUGUGCCGGAGCCACCACAAUCCCUGGUGCGAUUCGUGCGCGCAUUCCGUGACGUCAUCGGCACAGAUAUGCGACCCAUCAUUGUGCACUGCAGCGCCGGCGUUGGCAGAUCGGGCACAUUCAUAGCGCUGGACCGCAUACUGCAGCACAUCAAUAAGUCCGACUAUGUGGAUAUCUUUGGCAUUGUGUUUGCCAUGCGCAAGGAGCGCGUAUUCAUGGUGCAAACGGAGCAGCAGUAUGUGUGCAUACAUCAAUGCCUGCUGGCGGUUCUCGAGGGCAAGGAGCAUCUGCUGGCCGAUUCCCAUGAGCUGCAUGAGAAUGAUGGCUACGAGGAUGACGAAGGGAUUGCCGAAACAGGCAUCUGAUAAACAAAAGGCGGUCAAAACUAGAGUGAGAUAUAAAGCAGCAAGGGAGAUUGACAGAGAGAGAGAGAGAGAGAGAGAGAGAUUGGAAGGAAGGAGAAGAAGGAGGAGUAGUAGUAUAUAUGAAAGCGUGUUGCUGUUUGCUUCUGAUAUUUAUAAACUUAUACAUAUAUUUUAUAAGACAUUAUAAUAAGCUAACAGUAUAUAUACAUAUGCAUAUAUACAACACACACACAUAUGUAUAUACCUAGAUGGUUAUGUUAACGAAAAAAAAAAAAGAAAAAAAUCUGCCUGUGAUGUGCUGGAUGUGAUUUGUCUACGAGUUUGGCAUAAGCAUUAAGAAACAACAACAGCAGCCAGUCAAGUCGAGGGAGAGAGAAGGAGAAAGAGCGAGCGAGCGAGUGACUGAGUGAGUGAGACGCGCAUUUGUUGAGAGCACAAUACUCGCCGCCGCCGCCGCCGUCGCCGCCCUCCGUCCCACGCCCCUCGAUUGCCAUAGGGCCUCCAAUCGUGUUAAUGCCGCUAAUUAGACCAAAACAACAGAGCGUUUAAUAUUAAGUUUCAGGUUUAGCUAUAAUUUAGCUAUUCUUCUUACUUAUAAAGGAACAACUCUAUUUUUUUACACCUAUUAUAUUAUUGUAUUGUAUUGCAUUAUUAUAAGCUUAAACACACACAAUUUGCUCCUAUACAUGUAUAGCUACUAUACACACACACACACAUGUGAAUGUUAUAUAUAUAUUAUGCUUUUAUCAUUAUGUUUUUACUUUGUAAAUGAUGUGUGCCUGUAUAUGUAUUUGUAUUAUCUAGCGUUAGCAGCUUUUUACAUAUCGUUUGUGUAUUAUCUAUUUGGAGCUAAUUUCAAAUUGUAUUUAAUUAUUUUUUUUUUUUAAUUAUACAUAUAAAUAUUUUUUUUUAUUUAGAUAAAAAUUUGUGGAUUUGUGAAUAUUGUUAUUGCUAUUGUUGUUUCGAAUGUUUUUCGUACGGUUUAUAUACGAGUUAUAUGUCUAGUAUAUAGGGGCUACACAAAUAUCUUACGUUUUUGCCAUAUGAUCAAUGGAUUUAACUGUAGUUACAUAUAGUCAACCAAUUCCUUUAAUAGUCUCGAUGCUCAUUUUUUUAGAGUGCAAUAAUUUUCGUAUAUAUAUAAAUAUUAAUCUAUGCAUUACUUGAAUCAACAAUAGCAACAGCAACGUUAACAUUAAAAUUGUCAUUAUAAUUAUAUAGCAUUUAUUAUAGCAUUCAAAGAAAGAAAAAAACGUACAGAGUGCAACACAAAACAAGAACAAUAAACAUUCUAAUAAGACA
This is a messenger RNA of Drosophila grimshawi, 6355 nucleotides long. It is a transcript of the gene Ptp4E, whose product is annotated as tyrosine-protein phosphatase 10D. Gene Ontology annotation, molecular function: protein tyrosine phosphatase activity; protein binding. The record is from RefSeq and is a predicted model, not a curated record. The transcript has 11 exons. The coding region runs from base 296 to 5053 and encodes 1585 amino acids. Lineage: Eukaryota; Metazoa; Arthropoda; Insecta; Diptera; Drosophilidae. Gene Ontology annotation, biological process: protein dephosphorylation.